CUCCUGAAGUGCUUUCUAUCCGGACGACUUCCUCUUUAAUUUGACUUUUCACCCCCUCCAUUAAUCAAAUCCCAACUUUUUUAUUUCUUCCCUUUUUUCUUUCUUGGUUGUUGCUUCUUUCACAUCACUUCGCUGCAUCUGUCUAUCCUGCUUCGCCUGCUGCAUCCACGGUCCUGCCACUUCCUCCUGUGCGGCGGCUGUUGGCUCCGUGGCUGGCUCUACAUGGCUGAAUAGGUGGUAAAAGGGUUGGUCUUCUCUGUGGGGGGGGGGGGGUUGCGACGUUGCAAUCAGGACCAGGACAAGCAGCAGGAGGAGGAGGUAUUGGAGGAGGAUGGCGGUGGCUCUGGACGAAGUGUGGGGGCGGGUGAAGAAUGUCUGCAAGCAGAACGGGCUUCUCAUCCUGUCUGUGCUGGCCGUGGUCAUUGGCUGCCUGCUGGGCUUCUUCCUCAGAGGCAAACAGCUCUCCGAGCAGGAGGUGAAGUACUUUCAGUUUCCCGGAGAGCUGCUGAUGAGGAUGUUGAAAAUGUUGAUUUUGCCCCUUGUGGUUUCCAGUUUGAUGUCUGGUCUCGCCGCCCUGGACGCUAAGUGCUCCAGCCGCCUGGGCAUCAUGACCAUCUCCUACUACCUCUGGACCACCUUCGUUGCCGUGGUAGUGGGCAUCGUCAUGGUGUACAUCAUCCACCCGGGUGGCGCUGCCCAGAAGGAGGCCUCGGAGGAGAGCAAGAAGCCGAUGACCAGCUCUGCUGACGCCCUGCUGGAUCUCAUUCGCAACAUGUUUCCAGCCAAUCUCGUUCAAGCUACAUUUCAACAGUAUCGAACACAGAGAGUCCCAGAACUCAUCCCCAAACCAACGUUGGCUCAGCUCCUGGAUGAGACCACCACGCGCAGGAUCUACAUCUACGGCAUCCAGGAUGACAACGGCACCGACAUUCAGAACUUCUCCCUGGACCUCACACCGCCACCUGACGUCAUCAUGAAAACCUCCCCCGGUACCAGUGAAGGCAUGAAUGUGCUGGGGAUAGUUAUUUUCUCUGCAACCAUGGGAAUAAUGUUGGGGAGAAUGGGACCUAAUGGAAGCGCUCUGGUCAACUUCUGCCAGAGUUUAAAUGAGGCAGUUUUGAAGAUUGUUGCCAUAGUCAUCUGGUAUUUCCCAUUCGGUAUUGUGUUCCUGGUUGCCGGAAAGAUCUUGGAGAUGGACGACCCUUCAGCCAUGGGGAAGAAGCUGGGCUUUUACGCCAUUACCGUGGUAAUGGGCUUGGUGCUGCAUGGGCUCUUCAUCCUCCCAGCCAUGUACUUCUUCAUCACUAAAAAGAGCCCCAUUGUUUACAUCAGAGGCAUCCUACAGGCUCUGCUUAUCUCCUUAGCAACCUCAUCCAGCUCUGCAACUCUGCCUAUCACCUUCAAGUGCCUCCUGGAGAACAACCACAUCGACAGGCGCAUCAUCCGCUUCGUGCUGCCCGUCGGUGCCACCAUCAACAUGGACGGCACUGCUCUCUACGAGGCCGUGGCAGCCAUCUUCAUCGCCCAAGUGAAUAAUUAUGAGCUUGACUUUGGGCAGAUCAUCACAAUCAGCAUCACUGCCACUGCAGCCAGUAUCGGUGCAGCAGGAAUCCCACAGGCAGGACUCGUAACCAUGGUGAUCGUGCUGACCUCCGUGGGUCUGCCCACUGAUGACAUCACUCUCAUCAUUGCUGUUGACUGGGCCUUGGAUCGAUUCAGGACCAUGGUCAACGUGAUGGGUGACGCCCUGGCCACCGGCAUCAUGGCUCAUAUCUGCAGAAAAGAUUUUGUCAAAGAGGGGGAGCAGGUGCCUCUGAUCUGCGAGACCAAACCCAUGAUCAGCAUCCAGCAGAUGAUGACCUACCAGAACCAGAAGAACGGCUGCUACCAGCCGGCCCCGCCGGGCAGCAGGCAGGACCACUUUGCCCCGGACGUGGCCCGCCUGAUGCAGCUGGAGGAGGGCGUUCGGCCGGCAGAGAAGAAGAAGCAAGGCCACUCCUCCCUUCGCAAGAGAGAGCACAGGGACAAGGAACACUGUUCAAUUGAUAUGAACGGCCUGGAGACUAAUGUAUAAAAAGAAGCCGCCCUCCCGACAGCCACUGGCACAUCCGCAGCUGCAGGACCAGCAGGAGAGGAAGAACAGAUCCAGGAACUGAGUGACUGAAGUUCACACACUUCUCUCUUCUGAGGACGGACAGCGGCCAAGAAACUACUUUUUUUUUCUACAUAACCUAAAUGAUGACCCACAUUUGACUGUGUAUGUUUGUGAGUGUACAUAUUUAUCAGAUGUAUUAUUAUACAGCGGCAGUGAGAGCGUGCUGUGGCUGACAAACCGUUUCACUUCCAGAUCUGUGAGUCUCCCUUGCAGGGAAGUGAAAACGGACUCAAUAACACAAUAACUCAUGACAGAUCAAAUUAAAGGAGUCUGUCUCUCCUUUAGCAUUUCAUUGGGUUUUUAUUGUAUUUUCUGAAAAUCGAAAUGCUUGGUGUGUGUUUUUCCAGUUGAUUCACUAACUCAAGAAAGCGCACAACAGAAAGACAAAAUGGGACUAUGGAAGAUGAUUGAACUGUAACAAGAACCCAUUCAUUUGAACGCAAAUAUGCAAUAGUUUCACAUUUAAGAAACAUAUUUCUCAGAUUUAUGGGGAAGAAAAAAAAUUGAAUUUUCUCGGCGACACCUUUCCUAACACUUGUCUUCUCUGCCUUGUUGCCCUGAGUCUGAGUGGGCACUCGGCCUCAUACCUGCAGUACUGUACGACAAUCGCCACACAGCGGGGCGGAAGCAAGGACCGAGAUCACAAUGAAAAUGAAGACGAGUGUUUGUCCUCGUGUUGAAGUCCUGUCAAGUUGUCUUUGCACCCACGUUGUAUUCCCUCUUUGCCUUAAACGACCAAAGGAGAAGCACGUGGGACCAGGGCGUCCACUCCGACACGCGCCAGGGAUAGGUGAGACAAACGCGAUACGGCAAUAACAGCUCGCACUCUGAACUCUGUCCAUAUGUAUGUGAUAUAAUGCUAUACAUGUGUGUAUUUCAAAAGUUGACAAAAAAAAGGUGUACUGUAGAUCUUACUACCAUGUCAGUAUGUUUCAAAAGCUGCCAUUCUGUAUUUGUAUAAAGAAACGUUUCACUGUAGUCAAACAUUUAUAAAAGAGUUCCAGCUCUGUAAAGAAGAAAACAUUGAGAGAUUGAAAAAUAUAUCAAAAAUAUACAAGUAG
Molecule: messenger RNA, 3216 nt
Organism: Platichthys flesus (European flounder)
Lineage: Eukaryota; Metazoa; Chordata; Actinopteri; Pleuronectiformes; Pleuronectidae
Gene: slc1a7a
Product: solute carrier family 1 member 7a
Exons: 11
Coding region: 332-2074 (580 amino acids)
Biological process (GO): L-glutamate transmembrane transport
Cellular component (GO): plasma membrane
Molecular function (GO): neutral L-amino acid transmembrane transporter activity; glutamate:sodium symporter activity; L-glutamate transmembrane transporter activity
Source: RefSeq, a predicted model, not a curated record